Poeciliopsis prolifica (blackstripe livebearer) is the source of this 4393-nucleotide messenger RNA. RefSeq names its product Rho GTPase activating protein 36 (gene arhgap36). Gene Ontology annotation, biological process: signal transduction. The record is from RefSeq and is a predicted model, not a curated record. The transcript has 12 exons. Bases 252 to 2183 code for a protein of 643 amino acids. Lineage: Eukaryota; Metazoa; Chordata; Actinopteri; Cyprinodontiformes; Poeciliidae.
CAUCAAGUGCAGGAGGGAAGAGAGAAACUGCAGCUAGUUCAGAAUCGUGACGGAGAGGCAGAAGAAGAGGGAGAAGGACUAACAGAGGAGGGAGUCGCGUUCCCUCAUCAGCACCUGAUUUAUACACCUGAGCCACACACACACACACACGCACACACACAUAUGGACUAAUGAUUCUGGUGGAUGGACCUGCCGCACUCACCUCCAGUCUUCCAGCUGUGGACAUAUGAGACUCACCCCUGUGGACAGACAUGCAGUUCUACUAUGUGGGGGACCACACCUGGGCGACCAUGUUGGGACAGAGCGUGCGUCUGCAGCCGGUGCCCAUCCAGAGCCUGUCGGAGCUGGAGCGCGCCCGGCUGCAGGAGGUGGCGCUGUACCAUCUGGAGGAGAGAGACCUGGAGUGUAAGAUCAACAUUCCCAAAGAAAUACGCAAACGAAGAAAGUCCCUCCGCAGACGGUUUGACUCCUUCUCAAAGGAAAAGAAAGAGCGAGAAAAUGCCCCCAAAGCAUUCGGCAUCCCGCUCUCCCAGGCGAUCGCCAACGACCAGGCGUACAAGCGGCGUCAGGACGCCCUGAAGGAGAGCAGGCGCGACUGUCUGGACCUGGAGGCCAGCGUCCUGCGCUUCAGGGCCGAGAAGAGGCAGUUCUUCAACGGGAGCAAACCUCUGGGCAGCUCCUCGUCCAUCACAGGAGGAGUCCCCGGGUCGCCUUCCGCCAACUCGGUGGCUCCGGCGCCGGUGUACGACACGCAGGGCAAAGCGGCGUCGCCGACAAUUAUGGACAGCGCCAGCCGAGGACAAAGAAGGGGUGGGCUGUCGGUGGACUGCCUCUCUGACCUCGUCGAGAGUCAGUCUCGCUUGCUGGAGGCGCUGCAGCUGUCCCACCCGGCCGAGCUGGAGUUGAAGAAGUCUCCGUCCGAAGGGAGGACCCAGUCCAAGCUGAGCCUCAACCCCAUCUACAGGCAGGUGCCUCGGGUGGUGGAGAGGUGCUGCAGCCACAUCGAGACCUACGGGCUCCAGACUGUCGGCAUCUUCCGAGUCGGGAGCUCUAAGAAGAGAGUUAGACAGCUGCGUGAAGACUUCGACAUGGGGGUGGACGUCCAGCUGGACGAGGAGCACAGCGUGCACGACGUGGCGGCGCUGCUCAAGGAGUUUCUGCGCGACAUGCCGGACCCCCUGCUGCCCCGGGAGCUCUACCCCGCCUUCCUGCACGCUAACCUGUUGAGAGGAGCAGACCAGCUGCAGUUCCUCCAGCACCUCCUCUACCUGCUCCCUCCCUGCAACUGCGACACGCUGCUGCGCCUCCUGUCCAUGCUGCAGACCGUGCAGAGCUACGCCCAGGACACCGUGGGGACCAACGACGAGGAGAUUCCCGGUAACAAGAUGACGGCAGGUAACCUGGCCGUGAUCUUCGGGCCGAACCUGCUCCAGUGGGAGGGAGGCGGAGACAUGAGUCCUCAGGCGAUGGGCAUCGAGGACAGCACUGCGAUCAUCAGCAUCACUCUGGUGCUUAUACAGAACUACAAGAGGCUCUUCACGGUGUCUGCAGAGCUUCAGCAGGAAGUCUUGAUGAGUCUGAUCCAGACCGACCCGGAUGUCAUCGAUUAUCUCCUGCGGAGGAAACUCAGUGGCAGCCACCUGACGGUAGAGGGCAGCAGCGAGUCCGGGGGUCGCCGGGACACAGGGGCCUCUUUGGACUCAGUGGGGGCCUCAAGCGGAAGUUUGUCCCCUCUUGAGCCCCCGUCGCCGCUUUUCCCUCCGGAUGGGAGUGGCGGCGAUGGCAGCCUGACCAGCGAGGUCUUCCUCAACGUCCUCAAACUGAACCAGACCAGAAACCGGCCAGAAGGGAGAUUCGGUGAGGCCCGCUCCGCCAAGUCCAUCCGCCACAUGCGACAGUUCCACUCCCACCACAACCUGCUCAGCCUGUCCCAGCCGUCCACCUUGUCCCGUGUGCACAGCCAGGACGGCGACCCCCAGGACCGGCGGGGUGGCGCGCUGGGCGCCGCCAUGGCCUUCACUCUAGGCGGCGGCGGCGGAGGAAGCUGCUCCAGCCUGAGCGGCUCCACCGAGAACAGCAUCUGGGUGAGGCAGAUGCAGCAGGACGAGAGCAAAUCGUCAUCGGCCGCCAACUUCUGGGACUUUUUUACUGGAAAAAGCUCGGGCUCUGAGACGGUGGUAUGACUAAGGGGAGGGAGAGGAGCUUAAAGGGACAACUGGACAAGCUUUGGCGCUGAUGCCGUCUGAAUCCCCCAAACAAACGGUCAGUUAAAGAUCUUAAAAACGAGACUCACACAAGCUCCACUUCUAGGUUGAACUAUUACAAGUAUUCAAAGUUGCACAACGUUUGGCGUCUAUACGACGCACAAAACAUGAAGAAUGACAGACAUUAAGCAUCUCUAGACAUGAAAGUGGAGUAAGGCAUUGAUGAGGACGUCUGUGAUCAGCUCAUUCAGUCAUGAACAAAUAGAGGCCAAAAUCUGUGUGUUUUCGAAAUGGAGGGAUUUAUGUACAUAAGUUGCAAUCCGUGUUUUACACACAUCUCUGCUCUACAUACCAGCUGCUGUUUGGCCUCUAACAAACAGCAGAAACCAAAUAUUUAACAAGUUCUAAAAAUACACACCGUCUCCUUCCCUUUGUUUUCAUUCAAUCUGAGUAUUUGUUCCUGGUUUAGGUCAUAAAAUUCUCUCUUUUUUACUGAAUGUCUAAAUAACAAAAGACUAAAUAACAAAUUUUCUUCCAAUUCAGAAGUUUACAUUCAUUGGGUUUAUUAUGACGUCAAGGCUUUGUAAGUCUCUGAAAAGUUAGUUCACACUGGCUGUGUUUCCAUUGACCGUAAAUUGCGCAAAUUGGGAUUAGGAGAUAAAUUUGCUUGAUGGAAACGCGUUAAUUUAAAAUAUAGAAACUCGUGCGGUUUUGAUUUAACGUUUUCCGCCUGUAUUAAAAUAAUCGCCCGAGACGUGAUCAACAACCAGAUGCUACUGCUGGCGGAAAAGUUUUUAAAAAAGAGAACAGGAAGUAGUAGGAGGUUGAUGGCAUGAACAUGUCAAAAUUUAAAUUCACGUGAUUUUAAUUGCAUUUCUUAAUGGAAACACUGCAAUUAUUAAAUUGUGUUUUUCCGAAAUUAGCCCAAACAUCGAUAAAGUUUGCAGCACAUUUGUAAUGGAAAUGAAGCUGCUGUGGCCGCAUUUUCAAAUAUUACCCUAAACAUGAGGCUUCCUUGUGUCACAUCAUAGGAAAAUCAGUGACUCUGUGAAUAAAGCAUCAGCUUUACCUUUCUGCACAUCUGAAACCAAGCCAGGUUGCGUGUCGUGAGCGCUGCAGCUCCAGAGACGUCAAAUACGUGCUGCACAUGUAUGUGGUAAAAUUUAGGUACAUACUGCUGAAAUGUCAUAGCCAUUAUGAAAUACCAUUACGCUAAUUCAUGCUACGCAAUGCUACCGCUUUGUCUGCACCAAUGAAGAAUCCCUCACCUCAUCAUGCUGAAUCUUGGAGUGGCUCCAGCUGACGACAGCCUGACCUACUCUCUGAUUGAUUGAUUAUUUAGAAUGAAGAAUGGAGUUAAUUAUGUGCUUCAUUAUAUAUACAAAGGGUUAAAAGCUUUAUAUGCGAUUAGCUUUUUGCUAAUUCCUUUAUUUAAAAAUUUUUUUAAUCCAUCAUAUAAGAAACUGUGACCUCAGCCGAAAGGCGGGAGGUAAACUUGGCGUCCCUGUUUUAAGUUGUUUUGAACUUUGUAACCAUUGCUCUGCUCCUGGCCAGUAUUAGCAAAGGUGGCUGUUUUCCUGUAGCCAUUUGCCAACUUAUCUGUAUCCGUAUUUUACGUAUUUUUCUCUCUUAAACUACGGAAGCACAGCGUCCUGAUCGCUCAGUGAAAUCUGUCACACAUUCCAGCUAACUUCUAAAAGUGGAGCUUGGAUUACAAAAAUCUUUGUUAUAUUUACUUGAAAUGUAUAACAGUUGCGCCGAAGGAUUUCUCCAACCUCAUUGAACAAAAGGAAAGGUUGAAUUUCUAAAGCCUCAUCAAUAAGUGUGACUACAAAUGAGUGUGGCAAACAGGAAGCAUUUUAACCUGACCAGUAUAGUAUGCAUUAAUUCAAAUGUGAUAAGCGGUUCUGAACAGAUUUACUUUAUGUCCUGCUUGAAACAUGUAUUCUUACCGCUAGAGGGCAGCAUUUCCCGUUUUGACCAGUCUGUGGAUAAAUGACGUCAUCAUCAGGUUAAGAUGUUCUGUCCUGUUUUCCUGACACACAACCGAACCUGAACAUAAUCUGUCCUUCACCUAAGCAGGUGAUCCACUUUUUUUUUUUUUAUCCAUUGUAGAGGAAAUUAUCUAUUUUUCUUUUGUCUGUUUUUCUAUACCAUUUAAUAACCUAUUAAAGUGUUGCUAAAUUCUG